Molecule: messenger RNA, 4068 nt
Organism: Cladocopium goreaui
Lineage: Eukaryota; Dinophyceae; Suessiales; Symbiodiniaceae
Source: the annotation of a GenBank genome assembly
AUGGAAGAUAGGAAAAGAUCCAGUUCGGUUCCCCCUGCAUGCCCUUUCUGGAGUGAUGGAGUUCAAACAGACCAUGCUCUUGAACAUAUGCGGCCUUUGGAUUUAGAUGGUAGGCAUCAACCUGUUCCCCAUGAUGAUGAACCAGAAAACUCACCAAAACCACUGCGAGAGAUGCCAAGCGGUUUGCAGUCUGUGGGUCAGUUUGAGUCACCUGCCAGUGAAAGGGGUCGUCCUGCUGAGCCCAGCGGUGUGGAGAAACAUGUGGAAGCUGCCGCGAGGCGUUCUGAGAGAGCUUGGAGGCGAAGAGGACAUGCUGCGGAUCGGUCGGUGAGGGCUGAUCUGGGAACUGAUGGAAAAGUAGAGAUGAAUGGAAAAGAGUUAGAGAAAGAGUUGGGUGACCAGGUUCUUCAGCACUUUCAACAUGAAACAGCUAGGCUUCAGCAACAGAAUGAUGAGUUUCAACGAGAACUUCAGAAAAUGAGGGAAGAAAGGGAUCGUCAUGUUGCUUUAGCAAUACCGCCGUCAUGGGUGCCGAAGUCACCUCCACGCAUGACCCCAUCUAUGGAAUCACAUGGAGCAUGGGUAUCACCUGAGUCUUUCCAUUGCACACCAAAUGGCACACGUGUUCCGCCGGGACCACCACCACCAGAUCCACCUGCUUUGCCUGUUUGGCCUCCGGACAUCAGCAGUGUUGAGCCUAGCGUGGAACCUCCCAGAAAGAUCCGAGGUGUGAUGGGUGGGAACGGAAAUCGGAGCAGUGAUGUCUGCUCACCAAGAGCGGCUAGGAACCUUUGGCUUGAAAGGGAAGUAGCAGCACUGCAAGAGAAGUUGGAUCAAGAAACUUUGAAAAACAAACAGUUGUCUGGGUAUUGGUCCAUUCCGUUUUUGACAGAGUCUGCUAGGGAGAAAGAACUUGCGGAGUCAGUAGCAUGCAUGAAACGUCAAGCUGGCAUGACCGAUCGUUGGAUGUCUAGUGAAGCGGCUGGCCAUCACGGCAUGUUUCAUGGUGAUCGGGCUGGCACUGAGCAUGCGUUGGUGCCGAGCAUGAGCAUGGAGAUGUAUAUGCACGAGGUCGGGCUAGCACUGAGCAUGGGCAUGGAGAUGUAUAUGCACGAGGUCGGGCUAGCAUUGAGCAUGAGCUUGGAGAUGUAUAUGCACGAGGUCGGGCUAGCACUGAGCAUGGGCAUGGAGAUGUAUAUGCACGAGGUCGGGCUAGCAUUGAGCAUGAGCUUGGAGAUGUAUAUGGACCUAGUUCGGAGCUCGCUAAAGAUGCAGAUCUUCGAAAGGCAGUUUUGCACUCAAGAUCGGGCUGGGCGUCAGCGUAGCAUGUCACGAGGAGAUCGAGAUGUGGUCGAAGAUGGUGAUCUGAAAGCGAUUCCAAUCACUCUACCUCUCUUGCCUUCACCGGAAGGACGCGAUUCAAGUUUGGAAGCUGGAGAUUGGUUGAGACUCAUGCAGGCGACCACGGACAAGUACUCUGAGUGGCUCUAUGCCGACCCAUUGGCUCGAUUGCAAAUUACCGCCCCAGAAAACUCCAAGAUCUCUGGGGGCUAUGAAAGAUUGGAUCAAAGAAUGACGUCUCUCCUUUUGCAGUCCAUCCCGAAGGGCAUCAAAGAUGAGGUCGUUGCAGCCAGAGAGUUGACAACCACUGGCAUACUCUUUAGAAUCUUUCGCACAUUUCAACCAGGUGGAAUGGCAGAGCGCAGCCGACUGCUAGAAGAUUUAACCACUGCCUCAGGUACCAAAACAGCUCAGGAAACGGUUGCUGCUCUACGUCUAUGGAAGCGAAAGGCAAGCAGAGCUGCUGAGUUGUGCACUCAGCUUCCGGAUCCAUUGCUGAUGAUCCGAACACUGGAUGGAAUCUCCAAACCGAUCGUCAACGGAUCGACUCAGGCAAGUUUUCGCAUUGCCACGUUCAGGAUGAACCACAACCUGGACGUGAGACCAUCCAUGGAGAACCUUUGGCUUUUCUAUGAUCUGCUGCUGGCGGAGGCGGAGAAUGCUGUGCACCCAACCGCCACAAUUGUCAGUGAAUGCAAAACCCCAGCAAAACCAUCAGUGAAAGGGCUGCAGUCACCAUCUACAGCAAAGUCCAGCGAAUCGUCCACCCCAUCAACAUGGCCGUGCAAAUUUUGGUUGACGGAUGGAGGAUGUCGUCAAGGACAAGGGUGUCGGUGGCCACACUCAUGGGACAAUGUGAGCGACAAGAACUUACGAUGUUGGCUUUGCAGCUCCACACAACAUCUACAACAAGAUUGCCCUACGAAAGCACAGGCACGUGCGCCUGUGGGGGGAGAUGGAGGUCAAGAUGGUGGACAAGAUGUUGGAGGUGGAAAAGAAAAGAAAGAUGCCAAAGGGAAAGGAGAACACAAGGGUAGCAAAGGCAAAGGAGAAGGCAAGGUGGGGGUCAAAGAGAACACCCAGUCAGAAAUCAAAAAAGAUGGAAACAAGACCCCUGGCAAUGCCAAUGAGGAGAACAAGGGUGUUGGAGGUGGUACGAAAAAUGCGGGUGCAUCAGGCACAACUGCUACAAGCGAGAAACCGGAAGGAGCUGGAGGUGGAAAAUCAGAAGAGCUGCUCCUGAAGUCGUUGCACCUACCCAGCGUGAAAUCCAUCAGCCUUCAAGAAGUUGGUGAUGUCACUCAGAACCAGGAAGGAAAAAUGUCGUUGGACAGUGGUCCAGUGGAGGUCGUGAAUGGUUGUCCGUUGAUCGACUGCAAGCUGGGCAUGAACCUGAUCAGUGAGCUGGAGCAUGAGAGCGGUGUGUCUUUGGCUAGAGCAGCAAUGGUCAGAGGGAUCUUGCAACAGCCGGAGUUGGUGACGAAGUUCCCCAAUUUGGACCCGACUGUACUUCUUAUGGUUCUGCUGAAACGAGAAUAUCCAGAUCUUCCUGACAGCAUCUGCCGCAAGAUUGCUCCAUCAACUCAAGAAGUUCAAGGAGAUCAGCUGCCGUGGAAUAGAAGGCAAAGGCGUCAAAUCCUGAGAGCUCGGCGAGUGGUGGUUCAUCUCUACAGUGGUCUGGACCAAAAGACAUGGAAGAAAUUAGAGGACGCUCACACUGUGGUCAUCUGUGCUGACAAGUUGAUCAACCCCAAGAUGGACAUGAUGAAUGACCAAGUGAUGCUCUUCUUGAUGAAAUUAAGCUAUGAAGGUCCCAAACCUGUGAGAAGCGAAGCUGAACCAUAUGGUCUUUCAACCUUGUCUCCUGCGCAAUUGGAAAAAGUCGAAGAAGAUGUCACGUUGCUCUUCCGCAUGAUGUUGGUGUACUCCAUUGCAGAGCACUACAAGGACAAAGAGGGCUGUCGCCAGCUUGGGGCACCGGGCAAUGCGGAGGAGGCAAACUGGGACUGUGAGACUGAUGGCACGAGAGCCCAACGGGGACAGCCGCAAUUGUGUCAUGCAGCACCACCAGAGGAUGCUCCGCUACCAUCCCUAGAUGAGGUGAUCGAAGAGGAUGGAGUGAAUGAUGAUGUAGAAGAUGUUGAAUUUCCUCGCUUUGAGGAGGGUGAUGAGGUAGGUCAUAAUACAGUGGAUGAGGACGCAAUGAAUGCAGCACAAGCGUCUUACAACAGCUGGAUGAAGUUGGUGGAGGAAUGCAAACAGGUGAAAGUCAAAACUCUCACGUUCUCAGAGGUUAUCCACUCACGAAAGACUGCUGAUGUCAUGGAAGGCAUAGCAAAAAUUUACGGCCGAGUGCGAAGCCUUGGACUUCAGGUGCUGCGACUACAUGCAGACCGGGCACGAGAGUUUACAUCCCGGGCAGUUCAACGUUGGUGCCAUCACAGAGAUAAAGUGGCAACAUACACAUGUGGAAGCGAUUGGAAGAGCAACGGACGAGCCGAGUGUGAAAUCGGCUUGAUCAAACGGCAUGCCAAGAUCUUGAUGAAGGCCCACAACAUCAACGAGGAGAUGUGGCCGAUGUUGGUUCGUCAUGCCUCUGAGCGUCGUCUACGAUGGCAACUGCAACAAGUGGGCCAUCCAGUUCCAGAGCUUCUUCCAUUUCACACCAAAGUCUAUGUGAAGCGCUGUAACAGUUCAGCCCUUCUGGUGACGAACUUCUCUGGGUGA